ACAUGUUGCUAAUGUCAAGAGAUUAUAAUCAUUAUAUGCAUACUGUCUCUGAUCAACAACGGUAGGUAUACAUGUUGUAGGAGUGGAAAAUAGUGUGGUAGACUCUUGAAUAGGCUGUCUUCAUCAAAGAACAUCUCAGUCAUUUAUGCAAGGUAGCCAUCACACACCAGAUUAAAGAUUGCAUCGUGACCUGAUUGAAACAUUCAGGAAACAAGUUUCCUGAAUGUCUUUUUCAUCCUGUAGCCCUACUAGCUGGCUGUAGGGCUAGGAUAGGCUACUAGCUGGCUAAAAUAAGUCUCUGCACAUUUAUGACAGUGUAGCGUCUUAAAUAAACAGUCAAAUUAAAUUGCUACUCUGUAGUUCUAAACGGGCUACCAACUACAUUUGGGCUGAUACUAUACAUUUUUGUGGCAUAGGUCUUACGCCUCGUUUCCACAUACGUACAUUCUCGUAUGCGAUCCAACCGUCUCCGACCGAAAGUCCAUUCAUUCCUAUGUGAUUCUCCGUAAUGUCCGUUUUUCCUCCGAGACUCCUCCCCUCCGUAAAAUUUCUGUCCGGAAUGUCCGUAAUAUACGUUCAAAAAAUUGAACUUUCGCCGUCGUUUUACGGAGAUACCGGAUGAAAGUUUUGCUAGCUCGCUUGCUUUUGAGUUUGGAAGACAAAUUGUGAGUAUUUCUGUUUUCAGAUCCUCUAUACUUCAUCAUUUUGAUAUGAAAUGGUUAUAAUGGUUACAGAUCAGUUUAAUAUAUCAUAUGUUUUACAUAAAUAACGGUCAGAUAUCUGUUUGAUCAUUCGUUUGUAUGAGUUUAAUAUAAAAUACAGUCGGAUUUGAUUGUAUGUUGAUUGUAUUAUUUGUAUAGGCCUAAUUUAUGGCUAUGGAUACCCCUAAUUAUAUAAUUAUAGUCUACUGCUGUGAUUUCCCUCAAUAAUUUUAGCGCUCAUUUUUAUUUUUGUUAAAUAGACUUUGCGAUGACACCAACACGAGUGAGAGUGCUCGCUAUCGCUUAUCUAUAUUGGCGCAAUCGCCAGAGAUGGCAGAGACGCAGGGCAUCAUGCUGGACAAGGCAGUUUUUGGCCAAGCGCUUGGAGUUUGGCGCUUAUCACCGGCUGGUCCAGGAGCUGCGACUCGGGGAUGGAGAUGCUUUUAAAAACUUCUUCUGACUGCCCAAGCUGAUGUUCGAUUCUGUUCUGUCCGUCGUGGGUCCAAAAAUCGCUCGGCAGGAUACCACCUACCGCCAGGCGAUCUCCCCUGCGGAGCGCCUGGCAAUCUGUUUGAGGUAAGCUUAUUGAUAGGACUAUAAUUAUAAUAACUAUAAUCCUGCUUACAUGUUUUAUGUAAUGCAGUAAUGCCAUCAGAUGUUGACAUUAGUAUUUGGUGAUAUAUACAGAAAACAGCACAACUUACAGCUUUGUAAGAGCAAGAUGUGUGUGGCAUGUCUAAGCAUUGAUUACAUUGUAAUCAAAAUCGCUACAGCCUUUAAUAGUAAAUUACCUGUAAUGUAACAUUAUUUUUGUCUUUCUGAUUUUAGAUACCUGGCAACAGGGGACUCCUACAAGUCCUUGGGGUACAGCUUUCGGGUUGGUGUUUCCACAAUCUCACGCAUCGUGCCAGAGGUCGCAAAUGCCAUCUGGGAUGGCUUUGUGAGCACUCACAUGCAGAUGCCAAAAGAGGAGGAAUGGAGAGCCAUCGCAGAGGAGUUCGAGAAGGAGUGGGACUUUCCCAACUGCAUUGGUGCGAUAGAUGGGAAACACGUCACGAUCCGGGCUCCACCCUGCUCAGGUUCCAUGUACCACAAUUAUAAGGGGACCUUCUCGAUUGUGUUGCUGGCAGUAGUGGAUGCAAACUACUGUUUCCGGAUGGUGGACGUCGGUGCCUAUGGGAAAGGGAGUGAUGGCGGUACCCUGAGAGCAUCUGCCUUCGGAAAAGCCCUUCAAGCAGGCACACUCCACAUCCCAGCUGACAGAAGCCUUCCUGGUGCUCCCGAGCUUGGUGAGAUGCCACACGUGUUUGUGGGGGACGAGGCCUUCCCUCUGCAGAAGCACAUCAUGAGGCCCUACCCUGGAAACAACCUGACAAGGCAGAAGCGGUUGUUUAACAACCGUCUGUCUCGGGCUCGUCUGGUGGUCGAGUGUGCCUUUGGGAUCCUUGCAUCCAGGUUCCGCAUGUACUACCGAGUGAUGGGGCAAAAUCCUGAGCAUGUGGAAGCCUGUGUAAAGGCAACCUGCAUCCUCCACAACCUGCUGAGGUCAACAGAGGCCACACGUCCAUCAAGUGACGAAGCAGUCCCCUUGGAAGGAGGCAGGCGUCUUGGAACCAACAACUCCACCAAGGAAGUGAUGCAGGAGAGGGAGAGGUUCAUGACCUACUUCAACAGCGCUGCUGGUGAGGUUUCAUGGCAGAAUAAUGUAGUUUGAUACCAUCAUCUUCAUAAAAAAAGGUCCUUUUCAGGGCCACUCACAUCAAUAAAGAGCAAACUUCCCAUCCCUUAAACCCAUAUGAAUUUGUACAGUAUACUUUUCGGAACACGCAUCUUCACUGUGUUAUGAAUAAAUAUUUGCAUAGGUUAUGAUAGGAUAUUUUUUUCAGGCUGAUAAAGUAAAUUAUUUGUGGUUUGUCAUAUAAUCUUGUCAGAUCAUUUGCUCUAUGAGUACUUGUAACAUUAUCUUAUUUGCUUUAAAGUGAAAAGAACCAAAUCAUAAACAAUCUUUUUUUAUCAAGUGAUUUUAUUUUAUUUAAAAAAAUAGAACUGUAACAUUUUAAAUUAAAAGAACAGGAGUCACCAGGUCACAGGAGUUUGUUCUGAAAAAGCCAAAUGACAAAAAGACAGAACAGCUAGGUUAUAGCGACAGGUCGAUCAA
Messenger RNA from Gadus chalcogrammus (walleye pollock), 2859 nucleotides. RefSeq lists its product as uncharacterized. The coding region runs from base 1654 to 2415 and encodes 253 amino acids. The transcript has a single exon. The record is from RefSeq and is a predicted model, not a curated record. NCBI's taxonomy places the organism in Eukaryota, Metazoa, Chordata, Actinopteri, Gadiformes, Gadidae.